Messenger RNA from Opisthorchis viverrini, 3243 nucleotides. RefSeq lists its product as hypothetical. The record is from RefSeq and is a predicted model, not a curated record. Gene Ontology annotation, molecular function: DNA-binding transcription factor activity; RNA polymerase II cis-regulatory region sequence-specific DNA binding. The transcript is spliced from 16 exons. Gene Ontology annotation, biological process: regulation of transcription by RNA polymerase II. Bases 1 to 3243 code for a protein of 1080 amino acids. NCBI's taxonomy places the organism in Eukaryota, Metazoa, Platyhelminthes, Trematoda, Opisthorchiida, Opisthorchiidae.
AUGUCCAGCUCAUCGGAAGCUGGAUGUUCGCCCUACAUCGUCAGUUUAGAUGCUGCUACAAUCUUCCUACGCCAUCGAGUACUGCUUUCCUCCAGGGGCUACUUCCCCACUACACUCCUAACAAACAAAUCCAAAUUUAAACUGACUUUUUGCCGACAAAUCGACGGAAUCUCCACGGUCUCUCUUCUUGGUGACCUGUUGAGUGAAGCUUUUAUGGGUAAACUGAAACUUGGAUCAGCGAACGGAAAGACUAGACGUAAUCACUUUCACCGAGGGGGGCGAGAUGGCCCAAGUGGUUACAGCGCGAAUUUACUGACCGGAAGGUCCGUGGUUCGAACCCGACCUCUGCCACUCGACUUUCCCUGUCUAGGCAUGGGCGACCUGGCAGUAUGCCAGCCCUCGUGCUUCCUCCGAGUGGCAUGGCAGUUAGGCACUGGAAGGGUGUUACAGCUGAACGAUCAUUAUUUUAGCAUCAACAAACUCAACGGCUUGGCCAAAAGCUCGGUUGCGUCACACGUUACUGACAAACGUCACGUGAUGAACCCAAACUUGUCUUUUCAGUUUAUCUGCCGAUUAACUAAUAGACUACCAGUAUCGAUCCAGGGGCUUCGCCCCUACUUCAGCCAAAGCAGUCGCAAUAAGAUCUCGAAACCGGCAACUACGCAAUCAAGCACGAUUCGUACAUUCUCAAACAUUCUCAGUCAGCUCAAGCUGGCUUUUUGCACUUCGGAUUUGCGAGAUGGAACUGAUCAAGAUUCUCACGACCGAUCACAAAAACAAUCCACUACAGUCCGAAGGAGAGCUACUGGAGCAGAACGAAAUGCAAACUGGAAGCAAGCGGGAGGUGAAAACGCCAGGGGCACAGUGACCAAUCAAAAGCGUUUUCGACCCCUGCCACACUGUCGACUUCCUGCGAUGUGUGAGGGGAGGGCAGAGAGAUGCAUGUUGUGUCCACUUGAAUACCACUCUAAUGUACUACGUAAGGCUAAACUCCAGGCCGUUUGUUCGGAGUGCAGUGCGUGUCACUUCAUCAUCAUCAUCACCAUCGUCAUCAUCAUCAUCAUCGAAAGCAUGACAUCAACGUUCAACACCAAUGCUUCACUACCGUACAACCAUGAUUUAUUUGAAAGCCUUAUUGUGAAGAAAAGAUCUUUUGCCAGGUCAAGGGUUGGCCACCUCUCUGUUUACGCCAUUCUGAGUUGGGCAUGGAAAACAGCAUUCUUUUCGGCAAACGAUGGUUUGGCAUACGCAACACAUGUCCCAAUCAACGCAAAAUACACUCAUUUGCAAAUCAAUUUGGUUCCCACGAGAGACUCAACUGAAUCUCUCGUUUAUGAUAUUCUACAACUGAAUGUGCUACACACAGGCCGCCUCAUGAUUCAGUUGGAACAAGCGAUGAAUGCCCAUCAGCUCCCAGGGCAGUCGAACGAUAUCAUGGCAGAGGCCACACUUAGAAUCAUGUCCAAUCCCACGGCAAUCGAUCACAUCAACAAACUCGUGCAGCUCGGAAAACACUCAGAUUCCAUGAAAGACAGUGGAAUUGGAACCACUUACCUCACCGCAUCCUCCGGUUCGUCGUCCAACAACACCAGUCCAGAAUCUGAAAAGGAUGCCCUCGCUCAGAAUGGAAAAAAUGCCAAACAUCUGAGCCUGUCAAAAGUCGAUGCCACUUCAACUCCCGCAACGACGGUCAAGCGGAAGUCCAAUAAGACGCUCAAUAGAUAUGAGAACAAUACUGAACACACACUCAAUUCGUCUUUUAUCGAAAGGAAUCAGUUCACUUUCACUGAUGUCGACCAGCUGGGUGCCACACCACUCGCUCCUCGGAAGCGUGGUGCCACUGACAACAACCACCAGGUGUUAUCCCAAACAGACGUGGUCAGAAGGUUUCCAUGUUUGAGCAAACCAUUCUCCUCUCCUACCGGUCAAGCAACUGAGACCGGGCAGUCAGCAGGCAAACGUAGACAACGUCGAAUGCAUGCAUGUGACCACUGUGAAAAGCAGUUCGACAGACCCUCUUUGCUCAAACGACACACUUUGACGCAUACAGGUGAACGUCCGUUUGAAUGCCGCUACUGCUCAAAAGGUUUUUCCACAAGAAGUGGCGUCAAUACACACGAACGAACUCAUACUGGACAACGGCCCUACGUAUGCCGAAUAUGCGGGCGACGAUUUGCUGCAGGUUCAAACCUUAUAUUUCAUAAGUAUACUCAUACAAAUACGCGGCGCCAUCAGUGUAGUCAGUGUCCCAAGGCAUUUGUCACUCCGGGCGAUCUCAGAAAACACGAGUACACACACACUGGUGAAUGGCCAUUUCGGUGCACCUUAUGUGAACGUGGGUUCGCUACAGAACGAAACUUGAAAUCUCACCAAGUCACCCAUACCGGUAAAAAGCCGUUUACCUGUCCAGUUUGUGCGAAAGGUUACGCUCAAGAGAGUUCCAUGAAGACACAUCUCCGCACUCAUCAGAAAUCCAAAGUGGAAAAUGAUGAUAAGCAAAAACAUCGCCUUGGUGGAACUCGCGAUAGGCGAGGCACAGAGAUGACCGGUCCAAAAUCACAUGCUACCUACAGUUCGGCCACACCACCGUUCAUAUACUGCCAGGAAGAAGGAAACGUAGGUGGAGCCAAGGAAGUCAAACAGCCGUUUUCAACAUACAUCCGAGAAGCUGACUACUCUUCCUGGGUUCCGUUGGCAUUACGUCCAGUUCCAAAUGUCCCAUCCGCAUUCACGGUACCUCCACCCAUUCACAAGUUAAGACCACCCAGCCAACCUCCACCUUGUUCACAAGUGCAAAACGAACCCACACAAACACAGUGGUUUUAUGAGCAGUACAAGAAUUACUACCUCCUUUACAUGAGGGCUUUAACUCAGAAUGCCACAAGGCACACCGAGCAAACUUAUCCCAUGGACUUUCAAAACCAAAGGCCACAGAAUCACUGUACAGACUUGAAUAUGGCCGAGGCGCCUAGACCUCAACAAAUGGGUCCGGACUACCCAGUAUUCCCUUUCUCAUGUCCAACUGCCCGCCCCCACAUGACAGGGCCCAACUACUCGUCAAUACCCGUGACAAUUUCAUCUAAUUCAAACCUUUUUGCACUCCCUGAACAGCAAGUGAUACAACCCGUGACGCUGCAACGCCCAGUCGCAAUGUACAGUUCCUACAUAGAUGAUCAAGUGAACGAUGACUGUAACUAUACGGACGUGGCAAUCGAUUACUCUAUGAAACAAAAUCGAAGAUGA